AUGUCGUUUCGACCUCCCAGAACACUCCCCAUUCUCACUCUUUUCCACAAUGCCAAUAUCGCCCAAUCGCGUGCUGCCUUAGAAAUGCUCAAGCGCUCAUGUCGACGCGAGGAUGGCAAUGAUGCCUAUCGAGUGGACGUUAUGGACAAGGACGACAAGCCCACGAUAGACCAACUACGUCAAAUUGCCAGUUUCCUUCCCAAGCAAGGUGCCGAGUCAGCAUGGCAUCGUAUGGUGCGACCCGAUGCUCACGUACAAGAUUGGGCCGAGAUAGCUAGUGUCAUCCACGAUGAUCCAGGCUUAUUGCAACGACCCUUGGUGGUGGAUUGGAAUCGCGGUGCAGCAGCUAUUGGUCAACCCACCAUUGAUAGCAUUGAACAACUCAUCAAAGAACGUAUCAAUCAGAAAUCAUCAUAA
This is a messenger RNA of Lichtheimia ornata, 417 nucleotides long. RefSeq lists its product as uncharacterized. Bases 1 to 417 code for a protein of 138 amino acids. The transcript has a single exon. NCBI's taxonomy places the organism in Eukaryota, Fungi, Mucoromycota, Mucoromycetes, Mucorales, Lichtheimiaceae. Gene Ontology annotation, molecular function: oxidoreductase activity. Gene Ontology annotation, cellular component: mitochondrion. The record is from RefSeq and is a predicted model, not a curated record.